AGUGCAACAAUUGCCUGGUUAAUUGAACCGGCUUUUCAAUAACCCGCGAUACAUGGACGGUCAAUAUUUACAUCAAGCAUUAGUUUUGCUUGAUAAUUGACCCCCAUGGAAAUGGUACCACGGACAUGAACUGACUAAUUUAUUAUAGGAUAGUGUGAGAGUUUUGUUCGACUACGGUAAAUUAGCAUCUAAUCCAAGAAAGAGUGCAAUUUAUGCUAUAAAUCUCUAAAAGUUUAGACACCUUGAAAUGGCUAGUGCUUUGGAUUCCCGACGAACAUCAGCGGUCGCCGAGUCGAUGGCCAGCCGUCCGUACUCCGAUGCAACGUGGAUGACUCAAGGUGGAGCAAACCCAAUGGGGAAAGGGCAGAUUUUAUUUACAGGGCCAAGCGGGAUCAGGGAUUACAAAGUGAAAGUGGUGACCGAUGACAGAAUGGUAGGGAUCGGGACGAUGUCUCCAGAAGGUACUAGUGCCCUUCAGUAUAUCUGGAGAGGUGCCCCUGGUGCCGCCCCACCAAGGAGAAGGUCACAAUGGGUGGGGGAGGUGGGUUGGUUCAUCCCACCUUUCCAUGAUUACAAGAAUACAUUAUCUGGAAAUCAAAUACAGCUCAAAGUAUUCAGAAAGGCACAAGAAGAAAAAUACACUCAUAGAUUCCAAGAGCCAUGCACACUUUACAAGGAUUAUGAAAGUACCCCCACCCUAAAGACCCAAGCUACAAAGAAAUGUUCCCCUUCACACAAGGAUCAAAACAAAACUGGCGACCCCCUGGCCAACAGCGGAGCACGGAACAACUCCCUCCCCGCCCUCACACCGUCUCCAGCUUCCAUUCUAACGACAGACUCCCCAACGUUAGCAACAAUGCAGCAAGCUCGCGACCCGUCACAGCGCAACCCCCCUCAUCGGAAAACAUCAGUCGUCCUGCCAGCGGUAGCAGCUACUCAUCAGCUCACUUCAGAUCGGCGUCCGUCGCAAGCCCGCACCACUCCCCGCCCGGGAGCCGACCAGGGAGUGGGGGCAGCCAUGGGCAAUACAACCGUGAAUCGUCAGCGUACGGCAGCCAUUCGAGGGGGUCCCAGUCGUCGUUAAGAAGCAGGGCUAGUUCACAAACGUCGCAUCAAUCAAGACGAAGAAUUACCCCUGCUGCCACCAGUGUCAGUUCAGCGUACAGAGCGCCAACGUCAGAUCCAGAGUACUAGCCUACACCCUAUCGUGUACCUAUUCCUCUCCACUCGUGGCAAUAUCAACAUUAUUUAAAGGACAAAUAUUUUGUGUAGAUAAGAAGAAUACAAUAUUACCUGUCUUUGUCUUCCUAGCACCAAUUGAUUUCUCUUAUUUGAGAUUUGUUUGCACUACACGUACGCAACCUCUGCAUUCCUAUGCAAUUUCUGAUGUCUUUCAUUAUAGAUCUCUGUAUUUUUUAGAUAUUUUUUUCUUGACUUGUGAUGUAUACUAGAAUUUUCUGAGACUUCUACUGAUUUCUGAAUACUAUUCUCAAUGAAUUCGGUAAAGUUAUUAUAAUCGCUUACUAUUUAAACUGUUUACUGGAUAGCUGUAUAGUUCAUCCAAAAGGAAAAUUCAUAUGAUAUGAUUUCAAAUAAGAUGUAGUUUACUUUGUCAAUUGAAGGAAAGUAGAUGUAUGCCCUAUUAAUUUCAGUUAACGACUCCAUGUGAUUAUUUAUUAUUAUCAAAGCUGCCUAUUAAAGUAUAUACUGUAUGACAUUAAAAUUGUAAAUAAAAACCGUUUAAAAACUGAUAAAAUCAGUUGUUCGAUGCGCAUACAGUAGAAUUUUUUUUAAAAAUUAAAGUAUCAGUCUGAGUCAAUUUGUUUACAAGCAAAUUUAAAGUGAGUUUAACAGUCCAUGAAAAAUGAAAUGAGAAAAUAUUGACUUUUUUAAUAGUUGCUUGCAAAACUUUAGUUAAAGUGCUGUUAUUUUUUUAAGACAAAUGCACUGGCACUGGCCUUGCAAUGUUGAGAUAGUACUCUCUUAAUGGACAAUAAUGCCAUUGUACCUAGUAGAAAUAACUUGGUACUUUAUCAUGAUUGACUAUUGUUAUUAAUUCUCUAUUUUUCACAUGAAGUGAAUGGAAUCACUUGUGGAAAUGAGCUGUCAUUAUUCAGAUGGGGGAUGUUCAUGGUGAUAAUGAUUUUUUUAUUCAUGAAAUCCCGACUUUGAGAAAUAUUUGUGCAAUUUAAUGAUUUGAUGUGUGCAUAGACCAACAGUAUUUUUAUCGCUGAUUAAUUUUGAAUUUUAGUAAUGGCUGAAUAUUUCUAGGCAAUUAGGCGUUUGUGCAUGGAAUUUUUGUGCUGUGCAAUUGAAAAAAAUGAUUUUAUGCAAUUGUUUCAUUCAGAGUUUGUUGGCAUGAUAUCAUAGAUUUUGUCUUUUGAAGUGCAGUGGCCUCAUCCGUCCAAUCAUUUAUAGUAUUAUAGACUGCAAUUAUUUAUGUAUUCAAACAAUAUAUCAUAUGUGGUUUUAAGUUGCACAUCAUCAUUAAAAAAAAAAGAUGAAUUCAUUAUAAAUGAUUAGCUUGGUAGGGUUGUCUAUAUUUCUUAUAGUUCAACACAUUGUCUGCAUAAGAGUGCAAAUGUUGUGUAUGGAAAUAGUAGCAUUUCCAAUUGCCUGUCUCAUCUUUAUUUCCUUUAAUCUCUCUCUCUCUCUUUCUGUCUCUCCCAUUAUUCUGCCAACUCCCUCUCCCCUUCACUUUUAAACCUUUUAUACAACUCUCUUUAUUUGUUUGCAUAUUUUGGAAAUGAUAUUAAGAAAUAUGAAAAAAGCCUUUAGAAUGUUGAAAGCAUUUAACAUCUUUCUCAACUCAUUAGUCACAAGGAUAUGUAGUGGUUUUAAAAAUUAACUGUAGGUAGAAAUAGCUUGACAUAAUCAAACUAAAUACUGUUCACAUUGUUAGUUCCUCAUUUAGGUGUAUAUUCACUGUUCCGGGCUGUAACACAAUGCUUAGCGUUUGAUCGUACACUUGAUUUUACAAUUAAUUGCAUUUAUAAAAUAGGUGUAUUAUUUCAAGCAUCGCGAUUGGCCAAUACGCGUCACAUGACAUCCAACUUUUUUUGUGCACUGCAUAGCAGUGCAAAAGGUGCGCAACGAAAAUUGACAUUGCACGCUCGAGCAAACCAGUGCGGUAGAAUUCUCGCUACCCCAAAUAGCGAUUUCGCCGAGAUCCGGGAAAAUCCCUGUAACGCGCAUUGCAUUAUGGGAUAGCUUUUUCGGUAUUACAACUUCCUGUUCGGAAGUCCAAUGCACUGUUUUGCCAUUCAGAUCAACAGUGCCGUCAUGCACAACAACACAACGUCGCUUUCGCUCGGAAAGUUCGUGAUCACAACCCUCUCUUUCACGAUACAGUUUAACGGCCUUUUCUGCUAAAGUCACUAAUUCUGCCCGACGCUUUCCAUUGCACGGGUUUCAUUCUCCUUUAAGAUUUUUUUAAAGUUCCGAAACUGAUUUUUUAUCCAUUUUGUGGUCGACGAUAAAUUGAACGGAAUGAAUGCUGUAUAUAUUUAGCGUCUAGUCGAAUACGAUCGUAAUGUCAGGCCGGUCGCUAAAUGCAAAAUUUUUAGAUAUUCAUUUUUUGUUUAAUUUUUUAUAACCUAAUAAAAACAUGAAUAAAAAUUAUUUUCACGUGAAAUAUAUUUUUUAUUUUUAUUCAUAAUUCAAAUGGAAUCAAACCUGACCAAAUUAAAUAAAAAGUAUUAUAAUCUGUACAUAUUACGCUGAUUGGCAUCGAUUUCAGCGUGGUGGAAAACUCAGUCUCGCGAACCUCGCGCGAGCAUGACUCUGAACCGGAAGUGGUGAUGACGACCCGACGGAGUGAAAAUUAUCUCGUCUCGCGCAUUAUGAGAUUUUUGUACCUAUUUGGGGUAGCGAGAAUUCCCGGGAGAAGUCCAACAAAACUGUACUGUAACUUUAAAAAAAUUUGUUUCUGUGUUGCUAUUUUAUAAAACAAAUAAUGCACUUGCUCUGUCGUGCGUAAAAAUAAAUGCAGAGAAAGCUCGGUUUCUUCGGAUGGUGCACACUGGGCACUCGCUGCCAGCGGCUCGUGCACAGUGUGGCACCUACCUAAAGAAACCUCGCGUGCUCUGCAUUUCCACCAACGCACUCGGCUGCAUGCAUUAUUUGUGUGAUAAACCAAUGUAAUCAAUCAAGGAAAAUCUCACCCUGUCUCACCCAUAUUUAUAUAUUGCUGGUGUAUUUUUUUUCUUUUUAAUCUGAAUUUAUUAAUUCUUUAUACAUGUAGGUUUAAAUUUUUGUGUGUAAACUUUCCAACAGUUGUUUUACAUAUACCUCUAGUUAAUUGCUAUGCUCAGGUUUAGGGAUCUAUUUAUACCACUUAAUCCAGGCACUAAGCAUGCUUGUAUAUUUUAGAUACAAGUAUAAACUGAUGAGUGGAAGUAUUAUGUUCAUGACAGUGGUGAAUAGCGUAUAUUUAUUACUGAAAGUAAUUAUUAUUACCCGAUAUCAUUUUGAAUUUUAAAAUAUUGAGUUUCCAGGAAAAUUCUUUGGUAAACUUUAUUUUGCUAAUUCUAUGUACAUAUUUUGCAAAUGCAAUUGUGUAAUACAUACUAGUUUUCAAUUCUUUGCAAUAAUUUUGCUGUUGUUGUCUUAUUAUUUUUUGGGAUGAUCUAACAAUCACUAUUUAUGGAUCCCCGUGCCUGUUUUCAUUCAGGCAUAUGCCUGAAUGAUGUGAAUGAAAUUGAAUAUCUUAUGAUCAUAUGAUUAACAAUCUUA
Molecule: messenger RNA, 4734 nt
Organism: Lytechinus pictus (painted urchin)
Lineage: Eukaryota; Metazoa; Echinodermata; Echinoidea; Temnopleuroida; Toxopneustidae
Exons: 7
Coding region: 248-1084 (278 amino acids)
Source: RefSeq, a predicted model, not a curated record